Molecule: messenger RNA, 3254 nt
Organism: Conger conger (European conger)
Lineage: Eukaryota; Metazoa; Chordata; Actinopteri; Anguilliformes; Congridae
Exons: 20
Coding region: 1-3177 (1058 amino acids)
Source: RefSeq, a predicted model, not a curated record
AUGGGUGAAGCUGACCAUUUGGCCCUUCAGGUGAAUGAACGCUGUGGUGGGGGGAAAGUGCGGCUGGCAUCGUCGCGGGAGUGCAUUUCCCCGUCUGCACACCAGUGUAACCUCACCUGUGGCCCCCAAGGGGGACAUCUCAGUGUGGAGCUGGGCAUCUGUCACUGUGAGCGCUAUGUUGCCGUGGAGGAGCUUUGUAAUGCUUCCUGUCUGUCAUCGCUCCCGCUCAUCUCUGCCAGGAUGGCCCCGGACGGGCAGCUGCUGCUGAAGGUCAAAGGUCAGGAGCAGAGCAGUGUGUGGAGCAGGGAAGUGGUAGACAUUUUGGGUCCUGACGUCCAUGUUAAGACCAUUGGAAAUGUCCACUUUGUCCAGUUUUCCCCUGAUGGGGUGUUCGGAUGGAUCCUCACCAACCAAACGCUUAUUGACACAUUUAUUUCAGCUGAGCCGAAAACACAGCAGGAGAGGGAGUCCAGGAGAAGAACGGAUUCCAAUAAUUCCCGGGAUUUCUCAAACUCUCCCCCUGUACCACGCAUUCCCAACCCCAUUGCCUGCCUGGCAGCCAAUGACAUGCUCCUGAUUCAGCUCAGCAUCAACUACACCGACCGCCAUCUCAGCCACUUUCCAGUGUACCAGAAAGAUCAUCUCUUCAGCAGCAACCCCAGCUGGGACUUUGGUGCAUUCCGCAAGCUGGAGCAGCUCAUAAAGCACAGCCAGUAUAACUCCUCCAGGUUUGCGCACGUGUUUACAGAGUCGGGGAAGUACGUGUUCCUGGACAAUGCCGUGUCGGACUGGAGCCUGAUGGUGGUGGUGAGUGAACGAGGCACAGAGUGCCAUCCUGCGGGCUCUGUGUUCCAGCCCUCUUCCCCCGCACAGCUGGUGAGACACGGCAUCGUCCAGCAGCCCCGACUCAACCUGCAGCCCAACUGGGGCCUCAUCACAGGGGUUCUGGGUCUCCUGGUGCUGCUGAUUGUAGUUCUAAUCAUCACAGCUCUGGUUCUGAAGCCCAACCGAGUCGGACUCAUCACUCAGAGGAGACCCAAGCCCAAAUGGAGAAGCCUUGGGGAGCCAAGUAUCCCUCCUGGAUACGUCUAUGCUGGCGGCAGUGUGGAUGUUUGUGAUGUCUUGGGACACAGGGGUGUGGGAGAGGGAGCAGAGGCUGAGGAGCCAGCUGUCUGCAGGGGGUAUAAGAACGGAAGAGUGGAGCUAGAGGAGUUCAAUGUCAAAACUCUUUAUGACAAACUGGAAGACCAGACCCUUCACUUAGUCUCCCAACUGGCAAAGCAUCGCAAGGAUAACUUGGAGUUCUACCGCAAUAUCUGUCAGCAGACAGAUUCUCUGAAGGACUUUCUGGAGAACAUGGAUGUGACCAAAUUGAGCCAGCUGAAGGAGCUCCUCUCCCUGAAACCAGGAGAGAAGGAGGCGGCUAAAGACCGCUCCGUGACCCUGCUGGAGGCCACCCUCAAAGCGGUGGAGGGGCUGAUGUACAGAGCGGAGGGAGAGAGCUGGGCUCGGCAGGAUGUGGCUGCAGGGGCCUGCCCAGGAGAUGUGGGGGACUGUGGGGUACACACAGGGUAUAUACAUGGUUUCCCUGACUCUACGCAGUUCUCCUCUCCUGACAUGGCCAAACCAAAAACCCUCCAGGUAACAGCCCCUCACAGCUCAGUGAACCAACAGAGCACAGCGGGCUGUCUGAGUGAACAGGACCUCUCCAAGCUCAUGGCCCUCACACCACUUUCCAAAACUCUGCAGGAGAUCCAGCAGUCUCUCCAGAGCUUGCCAUCUGCAGAGGAGGCUGUUUUCCAUGAGUCUGAGAAGGAACCAGUAGGGCAGCUAGUUCCCGUUGCCCUGGGCAACCUGUCUCCACAUCACUUUGCCGUGUUCCUGUUCGGCUGCCGCAUCGUGACCCUGCUGUGUAGUGUCCACGGCUUCCCCCCGCUCACGCUGCUCCUGGCUCAGACAGUUCCGGUCUCGCGCAUCGCUGGCCUGGCAGAGCACUGCCACAGGGACUUUUAUUACGACACCACCAACUGUAUCCUCUACCUCCUUCAAGAUAAGCUGGGGAACGCUGGAGAAUUCAUUGCUACGCUUCUCCAUUCUAUGGCCUUCAUUGCUUCAGGUGCAACAACGAAAGACUUCAUCCAGACUCUCCACCAUGCGGUCUCUGCUCUAAGCUUGGCCCUGUUCCACUCAUCCUUCACCAGCAGAAUAAACAAGACAGGGGAGAUUAAAGAAGAAUUGACUGGUGCAUUAGCUGAAGAAUUCCUCAGUGUCAAAGUUCCGACUAUAACAGGCUUCUCAGAACAUCAGCUUGCAGACAGACUUCGGAAAUUCAAGUUCUUCAAGUUACAGCAGUAUCUCCAAGACAGAAAGUCAAAUCAAUCACAGGGGAAAGUGGCAGAGCCUGGAUCUGAGACUGCAGUAAAGGUUGUCAGUGUGGAGCAGGAAAUUGACCGUUUGAAUGAAGUUUUCCUGCAGCUGAGUGUGGGGCUCCAGGGCAGGGCAGAGAAGAGGGCAGAGCAUGGCUUCAGCAGCCCUACACAGGGAACUGUGGAAUCCUGCCUCAGUCGUCAUGGAACUCUUCUCCUGGAUCUGAAGAGGCGAUGCGUGGCCCAGAGGCUCAGUGAGAUGCAGACGCAACUGCCCCAGCUCAGCAUGCAGCAGCCAGGCAGUCAGGAACCAGGCAGUCAGGGACCAGAGAGCCAAAAGUUGGACAACCAGGAAGCAGUUGGGCAGGGACCAGAAAACCAGAAACCAGGCAACCAGGAAGCAGUUGGUCAGAGACCAGACAACCAGAAACCAGACAACCAGGAAGCAGUUGGUCAGGGACCAGACAACCAGAAACCAGACAACCAGGAAGCAGUUGGUCAGGGACCAGACAACCAGAAACCAGACAACCAGGGACCGGCAAGCCAAAAAUCAGACAACCAGAAACCAGACCACCAGAGACCAGAGAAUGAGCUUGCAGAAGUUCAGAAACAGGACAGCCAUAACCUAGAGACUCAAUUAACAGAGAAUAUUCAGACACCAUUCAGAACGGAUCUAGAUGAGCAAAAGCCACCUGUUCAGACAUUUCACAGCCAGAAAUCAGAGGACCAUAAGCCAGAAAUUCUGGGACCAAACAGACAGACAUCAGAGGGUCUUAUUACUGAGGAAGGUGGUUUGCCAGCUGUAUUCUAGCACAAAUGUGUGUACCUUUUCCUGUAUACCAUUCAUUUGAGUCUCUUAACUACACAUCCAAUAUUUAUGUUUUUCUC